Molecule: messenger RNA, 734 nt
Organism: Vitis riparia (riverbank grape)
Lineage: Eukaryota; Viridiplantae; Streptophyta; Magnoliopsida; Vitales; Vitaceae
Product: flotillin-like protein 4
Exons: 1
Biological process (GO): protein localization to plasma membrane
Cellular component (GO): plasma membrane raft; plasma membrane
Source: RefSeq, a predicted model, not a curated record
CAACUUCAGGUACAAGAAGCAAACUGGGAACUCUACAAAAAACAGAAGGCAGCAGAAGCAGUCCUCUACGAGAAGGAGAAAGAAGCCGCUGCCCAAAAGGCAUCGGCAGAGGCAGCAUUCUACGCACGCCAGCAACUCGCAGAUGGAGAAUUGUAUGCGAAGAAGAAAGAAGCCGAAGGAAUCGUGGCGCUGGCGCAAGCCCAAGGCGUAUAUCUACGCACACUCCUUGAUGCUCUGGGCGGAAACUAUGCUGCAUUGAGGGAUUAUAUGAUGGUGAGUGGCGGAACAUUUCAAGAGAUUGCCAAGAUUAAUGCUGAGGCUGUACGAGGUCUGCAGCCUAAAAUUACCGUUUGGACUAAUGGAGGUGGUGGCGCGGAGGCCUUGGAUGGUGGUGGGAGUGGCGGCAGCACCGCAAUGAAGGAAAUUUCCGGCGUUUACAAGAUGCUACCACCGUUGUUUAGUACUGUCCAUGAACAAACCGGAAUGCUGCCACCAUCAUGGAUGGGCACCUUAACCCACUCGGCCCAUGACCAGUCUACCAUGAAUUGAGAAGUGUUUGUCUUGUCCAAUACUUCUCUUGGCCUAUUAUGUCUAAAAAAAUAAUUAAAAAUUUUAAAUUUAGUAUUAUUCAAAAUAUAUAGUGAAAUUUGGAUAGGGAUAUAAAUUGUUGAAUAACGAUAUAAAUCCCCGAUACCAUGUAUGCCAAAAUAAGAUCAAGAUAUAAAAUAAUAGAA